Marchantia polymorpha subsp. ruderalis is the source of this 1377-nucleotide messenger RNA. The record is from the annotation of a GenBank genome assembly. NCBI's taxonomy places the organism in Eukaryota, Viridiplantae, Streptophyta, Marchantiopsida, Marchantiales, Marchantiaceae.
AGUGCGAGUGAGGCAAGGCAAGGCAAGGGAAGGGAAGGGAAGGGGGCAGGGAAGGGCCAAGGCGAGGGCAGGAGGGAGGCAGCGAGGCAGCGAGGGCAGCGCGUAAGAGAAAGAGGGCCCGGGGGCAAGACAGUGACUAGAGGAGGCGAGGGUUCACAUCUUCGUAAUUUUACAGUUCCAUUUCGCGUGCUGGGGAUCUUCGGACGAAGGGAAGACACACCGAAGCAAGCAAGGAAGGACAGGGAAGGCACGCACUCGAGGGAGAAAGACACCGAGAGAGAGAGAGAGAGAGAGAGAGGGAGACAGUGACAGAGAGAGAGAGAGAGAGAGCGAGUUCACUUCACUCCCUAGGCCCAGUCCAGACCACUCCACUCGACUCCAGAGUUUCGAAGUUGGCUUCAGAGUUUCGACGCAGCAGAGGCAGCCAGCAGGCGCAGCAGCAGCAGCCAGCCACCACCGGACCACAGACUAGCAGCAUGGCUCUCGGAUCGGAGGCGCUGAAUCCGAAGGCCUACCCGCUGGCCGACGCUCAGCUCACAAUAACUAUCAUGGACAUUGUUCAGCAGGCGGCCAACUACAAGCAGCUCAAAAAGGGCGCUAACGAAGCCACCAAGACCCUGAACAGGGGUAUUGCCGAGUUCGUGGUGAUGGCUGCAGACACGGAACCUCUGGAAAUACUGCUGCACUUGCCACUGCUGGCGGAGGACAAGAACGUGCCUUACGUCUUCGUCCCCUCGAAGCAAGCUCUAGGCCGUGCAUGUGGCGUCUCCCGGCCCGUGAUUGCCUGCUCUGUCACCUCGAACGAGGGAAGCCAAUUGAAGUCUCAAAUACAACAACUGAAGGACGCAAUCGAGAAGCUACUGAUUUGAGCGACUGUCCCAGGGGACAAAGUAUGUGCUGUACGGUGUUGCAGUGGUGAAAGGUGCUCGGCAGCCAGCCUGCUGACUGCCGCUUUAUCAUGGAACCUGAGGCUGCAGCACAUCUCGAAUAUGCCGGCUGUAACUUUAUCUACCUAAAGCAAUAGAAGUUCAGGCACUAAUGAGACGGUCAUUACGGCGAAGAUGGUAGCCUUCUAGAAAGUCGUUUUUGUCCGACUUAAUUGAAUCAUGGCCGUCGAGGUGGGUUUUUUGGUCAAGGUGUGGACAUUGCCCUAUUUUAUGGGAAGGAUUUAUCUACGACUUCUGGGGAAUGAAGUUUUUUGUUCGCGGGCCCGCGUUUGUGCCGCCGAGGUGAACGCCUCGGAGUCGAUGCGUCACGAGCGUAGCGUAGAGGAGGAAUGCUGGUGACGCAUGGACCAAAGAGAAGAUCCAGACGUCGAAGUAAAACUUCUGGAUAUUAUUGUCACCUGUCGCGAAAUCAUGAAUGAAAAAUCUUCUG